Lodderomyces oxycetoniae is the source of this 2139-nucleotide messenger RNA. RefSeq names its product Kis2p (gene KIS2). Lineage: Eukaryota; Fungi; Ascomycota; Pichiomycetes; Serinales; Debaryomycetaceae. Bases 1 to 2139 code for a protein of 712 amino acids. The transcript has a single exon. Gene Ontology annotation, cellular component: nucleus; nucleotide-activated protein kinase complex; cytoplasm. Gene Ontology annotation, molecular function: protein kinase binding. The record is from RefSeq and is a predicted model, not a curated record. Gene Ontology annotation, biological process: signal transduction.
AUGGGGAAUAAUGCGUCAACAAAUGGGAACUAUAGUCAGGGUGCAAAGUUAAAUGAUCAAAAUAUCUCGUUUCGCAAGUCAAACGCAUCGGCUGAAGGACAAGUGAGGAAAUCGACUGCAGGCAAUAAUAAUAAUAACUCCUUAGAUGAGGAGUUUAGUGAUUUGAUCUUGCACCAAGUCGUCAAAAAUCAAACUAAUAGCAAUAUAACAAAUCAACUGUUUAAUGCAAUUCAGCCUCAAACUCUGAACCAGCCCUAUAACCAGUUUACAGAUGACUUGAUAGAGGAUGAGUUCAACGAAGUAAAUGAUGGAUUGGUAGAGGAAUCCACUUCAGUCUCAAGAAACAUCCUUCCAGAUAAUAAUUAUUUUGAAAGCAAUAAAGAAAGUGGCAUGGGAGAAGAUGGCGAGGAAGAGGAAAACAAUCAAGAAAAAGCGACAAAUGAUACUAGUAUGGAUUUGGAUGAACCAUUCGUUCAAGAUUCCGAUGACGUGGUACAGGAAUUCGAGUACCCCUUGUCUCAAACUCCUACGCCUGACUUAUCAAAGGUUGAUUUUACAAAGAUAACCAGCCAUAAUGCACCGCCUUUGUCGUCAUUGGAGCAAAGCCCUAGUGACCAACAACAAGAACAACAACAACAGCAACAGCAGCAACAGCAACAGCAACACUGUCAACCACCCACAGCAACAACAAUGAUGUCUGCAGCAUCUGUUGCUAGGAAUGCACACUCUCCAUCUCCGCAUCCAGAGCAGCAACAGCAGCAGCAGCAGCAACAGCAAACGAGCUAUUUUCAGCCGAUGAAUUACAACCACAACCAACCGUAUUUGAAUUAUCAACAAAAUGUGCCUAGACAAAACCGCCACAAGUUAGUGAAAAGCAAUAAUCAUCAAGACCAGAUUUUAAUACCCAUUGAAAUCAAAUGGGUCAAUUCAAAUAAGGAAUUUAUAAACAAGAUUUCAAUCAUUGGAUCUUUUUCGAACUGGAGAGAUGUGAUCAAAUUGUCGCCGCUGGCGAAUCACACUAACGAAUAUGUAACUACAAUCAACUUGCCCUUGGGAGUGCACAAGCUACUAUAUAUUAUCAAUAACGAAUACAGAGUGAGUGACCAGUUACCCACUGCAACUGAUCAGGAGGGAUUGUUUUUCAACUGGUUCGAAGUCAUCGACGAUACUCACUUGUUCAAUCAUUCACUUAAUCAACCUAACCACAUUGGUGCUAGUACUGACUACGAUGCUAAUAUAAUUUCAAAUCAGGCCUUGUCCUUGCUUCCUAAUUUCAAUCACCCCCAACAGCACUCAGCAGCAGCACCCCUGCCUCCACAACCACAAGUACAACCACAACCACAACCACAACCACAAUCAUUGUCAACCCCAAGAGCUGCAGGUAAAUAUGAGUUUGAAAAAAUUCAGAAAAAAUCCAACGAGUUAUUUCACAAAAUUUCCAAAGAAGAGAGUUCCAGAUUUGAGCAUAUUGAAUAUUACGAAGGGGACGAUAUUAUGGUGGAUGAAGGAGAUACCGAACUACACAACAAGCAAGUUGAACAACAACAGCUGGUGAAUUAUCCAUAUCAACAACCUCAGGACGUUAAUAGUUCCCAGCAGCAACAAUUCUCGCCUUAUGAGCUAUCUACUUCCAAUUCAUUCAUUAAAACAGCCGCAAAGAUAGAAUAUUCAGAUGAGAUACCGGAAAUGUUUGUAAAUUACGAUUACUUCAAAAACAAACCGCCCGAUUUUGAAUUGCACGAGCCGCCUCAACUCCCACCACACUUAAACAAUGUUUUAUUAAACAAGAUUUCAAAUCAGUCAAAUUCAGCAAAUUCUUCCUCAAACAUGAUACCAGGUCCCCCGCCACUUAACCCAGGAUCAGCGGCAACUACUCCAACAACAACAACAACAACAACAACAGGGAGUGGUCCUGUUUCAUCAAGCUAUGCUCAUAAGAGGCCCCCAUUGCGUCGUGCGGAUAGUUCUUAUUAUGCGUCAAACAAAGAAGACUAUCAUUUGUCCAUUCCUAAUCAUGUUAUUUUAAAUCAUUUGAUGACCACUUCGAUUAAGAAUGAUGUCCUAACCGUUGCUUGUAUUACUCGAUACCUGGGUAAGUUUGUUACACAAAUAAUGCAUUCACCUGCGGACAAACAAUGA